This is a messenger RNA of Tinamus guttatus (white-throated tinamou), 1551 nucleotides long. The record is from RefSeq and is a predicted model, not a curated record. NCBI's taxonomy places the organism in Eukaryota, Metazoa, Chordata, Aves, Tinamiformes, Tinamidae.
CGACUUCAGGACGGCCGACGCCGACGUCAACACGGACCAGGACAUCGAGCGCAGCCUGGACAAAAUGAUGUCUGAGAGGGCUCUGCUAAAGGAGCGUUACCAGGAGGUGCUGGACAAGCAGAGGCAAGUGGAGAACCAGCUGCAGGUGCAGCUGAAGCAGCUGCAGCAGCGGAGGGAAGAGGAGAUGAAGAACCACCAGGAGAUUUUGAAAGCCAUUCAGGAUGUGACCAUCAAGCGAGAAGAGACAAAGAAGAAGAUGGAGAAAGAAAAGAAGGAAUUCCUGCAGAAGGAGCAGGAUCUGAAGGCAGAGAUUGAGAAACUCUGUGAGAAGGGCAGAAGGUUGCUGAAAGAACAGGAGGAAAAGGAGCACAAGAUUGCUUCUCUGAUCGCAGAGCAGUCCGAUGAGAAGCAGCUCUGGGAGAUGGAGCUGGACAAGCUGAAGAACCAGCACAACGAAAUCAACAGGAACAUUCUCGAGGAGACAGAGCGCGCCUGGAAAGCGGAGAUCCUGUCCCUGGAGAGCCGAAAGGAGCUGCUGGUGCUGAAACUAGAGGAAGCAGAAAAAGAAGCAGAGCUGCACCUCACUUACCUCAAGUCUGCGCCUCCCACACUGGAGACCAUGAGGCCCAAACAGGAGUGGGAGAUGAGGCUGAACAGGAUACGAAUGACCAAGGAAAGCGUCCGAGAUCAGUUCAACGACCACAUCCAGAUGGUGAGAAACGGAACGAAGCUGAGCAGCCUCCCCCAGAUCCCCACGCCGACGCUGCCGCCUCCGCCUUCUCAGACAGAUUUCAUGUUGACGGCAUUCCAGCCCAGCCCCUCCCUAUCGCCCCGGCUCCCGUUCCCCAUCGGACCAGUUCCCGUCCCCAUGGUCAUGCCAAGCGCUGAUCCGCGGGCGCUCUCCUUCCCGCUUCUGAACCCGGCCAUCUCCAGAGCUAACCAGCCUUCCCCGCCGCUGCCUGCCUCCCAAGGAAGGAACAGCCCCGUGGUGGCCUCGCUUAUCGGCACGCACAGUCCCCACAUGACUCCGGCCGCCUCCAUCCCUCCGCCGCCAGGUUUGGGAGGAGUUAAGGUCACUCCAGAGUUUCACAUGCCCCAGCCGGCUGAUAAGCUGGAAAAGCUGCUGGAGAAGCUGUUGACUCGAUUUCCGCAGUGCACCAAGGCUCGCGUGACCAUCUGCUUUCUGUUCCCGCGCUCGUGGCAGGCCCCAGCGGCCUGUAAGCUGUGUCUGAUGUGCCAGAAGCUGGUGCAGCCCGGGGACCUGCACCCCAUGGCCUGCUCGCACGUGCUGCACAAGGAGUGCAUCAAAUUCUGGGCACAAACCAACACAAAUGACACUUGCCCCUUUUGCCCAACCCUCAAAUGAUGCUGCCCGAACAAAGCGUCCCCGCGGGAGGAGUUGCUGUGAAUAGACAGGAUCAGUUCGAAGAUUUCUACAGUUCUAUAUUUAUACGACCAUGUAUACACAUGUACAUUUUUAUUAUAUAGGUAAUGUGUGUAUAGAAAGUCUGUAUACAUACAAAUUCAUAAAUAAAGUGUGUAUAUUAUGCA